Mycena citricolor is the source of this 2465-nucleotide messenger RNA. Lineage: Eukaryota; Fungi; Basidiomycota; Agaricomycetes; Agaricales; Mycenaceae. The record is from the annotation of a GenBank genome assembly.
CCUGGCAUCUCAUCCAAAAUGGGCGACUGAUGGAGGAUCGCACUAUUUAUGGGAGGGAGAUCAGCCUGUGAUUGAGCUCGAGCCCCCUGCCCUUCUCAACGAUGAAGGUCACCGCGCCGUUCGCUGCACUCCUCGCACUGUGCACAGCUGCGUCGCAUGUCUCCGCCCAGACCUCCUAUCUCCUGGGACUGGGUGUCGCAGACAUCACUGGCCCCGUCGUCGAGACCAACAUGAUGGGAUACGCGUCUCUCGCUCAGACCGACACAGGUCUCCACCAGCGUCAACGCGCCCGCGCCUGGAUCGUCGGAGAGUCGGCAUCUGACACCGCUGCGUCCCGGAUCGUGUUCGUCAACGCAGACAUCGGAAUGGGGGACACGGGUAUUCGGAGGGCUAUCUUGGCAGAGCUGCAGACGGUCUACGGCGGUCUGUACACUGAGCAGAACGUCGCCAUCUCGAGCACCCACCAGCACUCUGGCGUCGGCGGAUACCUCGAGAACCUCCUCCCGCAGCUCACUGCCCUCGGUUUCGUAAAGCAGUCGUACGAUGCCAUCGUCACGGGUACCGUUUUGGCGAUCAAGCGCGCACAUGACUCUCUCGCACCGGGAUCCCUGACGCUGGGCAACACGACAGUGGUGGGCGGAAACAUUAAUCGCAGCCCGACGGCGUAUCUGGAGAACCCGGCCGACGAGCGGGCGAUGUACGAGGCGCAGGGCGGGGACCAGGACAAGUUCAUGAGCUUGCUCAACUUCGGCAGCAGGGGAUUCAUCAGCUGGUUCCCCGUCCACGGGACAAGCUUGUACGAGAACAAUACGCUCGUGAGCUCAGACAACAAAGGAAUGGCGGCAUACCUGUACGAGUCAUCCGUCGAGCCGAACGCAAUGCCCGGAAACCAGACCUUUAUUGCCGGCUUUGCGCAGGCAAACGUCGGAGACACGUCCCCCAACACCCUCGGCGCGUUCUGCGAGUCCCCCGGAAAGCCUUACGAUGGAAUGGCGUGCCAGGCCAACACGUCGACCUGCGGCGGAACGGUGGAAGAUUGCCAUGGACGCGGACCCGGGUUCAGACUCGAUUCUUACGGGUUCCACUCGAACUCGAUGAUUGCACAAGUGCAGGCGGACGCGGCGAAGACUAUCAUUAGCGGUGGAGGAAGUGGCCUCUCAGCCGUGAGUGGCAGUGUCCGCAGUGUGCAUGUGUAUCUGGAUAUGGCAAACCACUCCUUUACGCUCCCGAAUGGAACAGUUGCUCAGACGUGCCCGGCUGCCAUGGGUUUCUCGUUCGCCGGCGGAACCACUGAUGGUCCUGGAGCGUUCGACUUCAUCCAGGGUGAUAACUCGACAUCCCAGAACCCGUUGUGGGAGAUUGUCAAAUCCGCGGUAACGCCCAUCCCGAGCGCAGCCCAGGUCGCGUGUCAGUUCCCCAAGCCGAUCCUGCUGAACACUGGGUACGCCACGUUCCCGUAUGCCUGGUCCCCCAGCACGGUGGACAUCCAGAUGCUCAAGGUCGGGAACGUCGUCAUGGCGAUUAUUCCUGGCGAGUUGACCACCAUGUCCGGCCGUCGCCUUCGUGCUGCCAUUCGCUCCCAGCUCAUCUCGUCCGGUGUUCUCGGGGAAGAUGCAUAUGUGAUCAUCUCUGGCCCGGCGAAUACGUACGCGCAUUACAUCGCUACCCCGGAGGAGUACAACGUGCAGCGCUACGAGGGAGCCUCUACCAUCUUCGGUCGCAACACUCUGCCCGCGUACAUUGACAAGUUCACCUCGCUCGUUCCGUGGCUUGCCGACAAAGCGCCCAGCGCCGCUCCCGUGUCCGAUGCCGCUCCGCCCGAGCUUCAGUCAAAGGCGCUCUCGCUCCAGACCGGCGUCGUCUUUGAUGGCACACCGAUCGGAAAGCAUUUCGGUGACGUGCAGACGGACGUUCUCAGCACCCCCUAUCACGCAGGUGAUACCGCUCACGCGCUCUUCGUCGGCGCUAACCCAAGGAACAACCUGCGUCUCGAGCAAACGUUCCUCUACGUCGAUCAGUUCUCGAGCGGCGCCUGGAAACCUGUCCGGUCUGACUCUCAUCCAUCCACCAUCUACCAAUGGGCCCGUGUCAACACUUUGACUGGCACCAGCACCGUGAACAUUUCAUGGACCAUGGAAAGCGGAACCCCAGCGGGGACGUACCGAUUCAGAUACUUCGGGGACUCGAAGGCUGCCUUCACUGGCACGAUCUCGCCGUUUGUUGGAACAAGCGGAAACUUUACCGUCGCAUGAUUCAAGACGACUCCAGGUCUCUUAUGUUCUAUCCUCGGAAUGAACUCAGGAUCUUAUUUACUUCUCAUCCAUCCUUGCCAUUCAAAUGUUUUUCUGAGUGAACAUUUAUGAUAUCCGAUCUGAUCCGCAGCUGAUGUCAAUCCUCCCGCGGACCGCGGAUGCAAAUGUUUACCGAAAUGGAAGUGAUGUUCAACCUUGUUCCUACAGCCGAAA